GCUCCAGUUCCGGAACGUAUUUAGUUCACACGUGCUAGAAUCACUUUUAAUGUUAUUGGUAACUAGUUGCAAUAUUUGUUAACAGAAACCUGCCAUCAUGUCCGCGGCAACAGCCAAUAGUCGAAAUACCAAAACCGCGGAGCCGCACAAAUCAUGGAAAAAGAUUAACGAGGAGCGAAAAGCACUCAAACGUCAGCGAAAACAGGACAAAGCGCUCAAGGACCUAGAGAGAGCUCAGGAAGCAGAAGCUGCUGCUAAGGAGGCCACAGAUACAACAAAAGCAGCUAAGGCUAAGCCACAUCCAUCCACAGUGAGCAUAGCAGUGCCGGGCUCCAUACUGGAAAAUGCACAGUCCGCCGAGCUGCGCGCCUAUGUUGCUGGCCAAAUAGCACGCGCUGCCUGCAUAUUCCGUGUCAACGAGGUGAUUGUAUUUGACGAUGUGGGCGUGGCAACGGCGCGUGAAACAAAACGUAGCUAUGAGCAGGAUGCGGAGGGCAAUGGCACAGCCACAGUGCGUAGCAGCUCGUUGCAGUUGGCGCGCAUCCUACAAUAUCUUGAGUGUCCACAAUAUCUGCGCAAAUACUUCUUUCCGUUGCACAAAGACUUGAAGUACUCGGGCCUGCUUAAUCCGUUGGACACGCCGCAUCAUCUGCGCCAGCAAAGCAAGUUUCGCUAUCGCGAGGGCGUCGUCUGCGAUAAACAAGCCAAGGAUGGUCACAGCUAUGCAAAUGUGGGCCUGCUGAACGAUGUGCUCAUCGACAAGGCCCUAGAUCCAGGUGUGCGAGUCACAGUCAAAAUGGAUCCACCAAACGAGACCAGUCGAAAACAGCGUGGCACAUUGGUCAGUCCGGAUGAGCCGCGUCGGGAGACGGGCGUCUAUUGGGGCUAUCAGGUGCGCAUUGCACAUUCGCUCUCCGAAAUCUUUACGAAAUCGCCCUAUGCAGGCGGCUACGAUGUGACGAUCGGCACCUCUGAUCGCGGCGCCAGCGUGCACGAUGUGCCCAGCAAAUCCAUUGAGUACAAUCACAUUCUCAUUGUAUUUGGCGGCCUGCAGGGUCUCGAAGAGGCGCUGGCCAACGACGAGAAGCUGACAGUGGACGAGCCCGAGCUGCUCUUUGAUCACUAUGUGAAUGUGCUGCCCAAACAGGGCUCACGCACCAUACGCACCGAGGAGGCGCUGCUCAUAGCGUUGGCUGCCCUGCAGGAGAAACUGCAGCCACAGCAUGCGGAUGUGGAGAGCGAUCUGAGUGAACUGUUGCCGCGCAGCGAACAGACAGGCUUCCCGAUGGCACGCGAUGUGCUUGUGAGCAAGAAAAAGAAGAGAAAGCAUGACGAGACGCCUGCAGCAGCACACGAUACGCCAAUACAGCCCAUAACAGCAGCAAUAUCCAAACCAACUUUAGCUCCAAUGCAUCCAAAUCCUUUUAACGAUCGUGCAGCAGAAGCGGCUGCCAUCGAUACUGAUUUCGAGGUGGUGCCUGCCGCAGCAGUUGUUGCUCCGAGCGCAGCCAGUGACGAGGAUUUAAGUCGAUUCGACUGAGAAGCUGUCGAUCUUAGUUAGUUCUUAUAGUAUACAAUUUUUCAAUUUGAUUUUACUAUAUUAACUAUAUUGUACUGCUCCACGCUUAAUAUAUAUAUAUAUGUACUAUAUGUAGAUGACAUGGCAAUGCUCUGUAUAUUGGUAUAUUAGUUGCGAUAUCUACCCGCAUAUUUUGUUCGUAACAUUUUCACUUAAUAAUCUAGACAAACAAAUUUACGAAAUAUUGUUUUCCGUUAUUAGUUUUAUACAAUACGCGAAUCUGUGUCGGAAUGUGUGGCAGCGUUUGAUUUAUGCUGAGAAGCAACUAUAUAGGCAUUUUACAGGCAUUAUUCAGUCACUUGCA
Messenger RNA from Drosophila novamexicana, 1883 nucleotides. Its product is annotated as putative methyltransferase C9orf114. NCBI's taxonomy places the organism in Eukaryota, Metazoa, Arthropoda, Insecta, Diptera, Drosophilidae. The coding region runs from base 98 to 1540 and encodes 480 amino acids. The transcript is spliced from 2 exons. The record is from RefSeq and is a predicted model, not a curated record.